This is a messenger RNA of Salvia hispanica, 1101 nucleotides long. Its product is annotated as nudix hydrolase 16, mitochondrial-like. Gene Ontology annotation, cellular component: nucleus; cytoplasm. The record is from RefSeq and is a predicted model, not a curated record. Gene Ontology annotation, molecular function: hydrolase activity. Lineage: Eukaryota; Viridiplantae; Streptophyta; Magnoliopsida; Lamiales; Lamiaceae.
GAAUUGAGACUAACCACGAUUCACUGAGGACUCAAAAAAUUAUCCAAAAACUUGUUCCUAUUCUUUCGCUGCUCUUUCACGGUGAACCAACAUAACAAAUUGAAUUUUUUUGAAACCCUUGAUGAAAUAAUGUGAAAAUAUUCGGGGAUUUUUAGGGUUGAGUAAUCGAGUAGAAUAGGAGUAAUGCAGAUAUUUUAGACCCCAUUUUGAGCAAUGAUUUAUUGCUUCGUUUUCAUCAAUCGAGAGGCCUGCUUCUGAUUCGUAUACAUAGAUACACAAGUUUUGGGGAUUUCUCAUCAUUUGUUCCGUUUCUCGAUUAGAUGUCUGAAUUGGUGGCUCGAACUGGUCGGCUACAGCAGCGUUACGAGGAUGGCUACCGUCUCAUUGCUGGGUGUAUUCCCUUCAGAUACAAGACAGUAAAAGAUGAUGAUGGUGGCAGAAAUGAGACUAUCGUUGAAGUAUUAAUGAUCAAUUCAACUGGUGGACCUGGUCUUCUGUUUCCAAAGGGUGGGUGGGAGAAUGAUGAAACGGCCGAGGAGGCAGCCGAAAGGGAAGCCAUGGAAGAGGCUGGAGUUCGAGGCGAUCUAGUGCAUUUUCUUGGAUGCUAUCCUUUCAAGAGCAAAACACUCCAAGAUGAAUACAGCCCGGAAGGACUGUGUCGAGCAGCUAUGUAUGCCUUGCACGUGAAGGAGGAGCUCGACUCUUGGCCUGAGAAGAGCCACCGGCAGAGGAGCUGGCUAACCGUUGGGGAAGCAAUCGGGUGCUGCAGGCACGCGUGGAUGCGGGAGGCCCUUGAGAAAGGUUUCUCAAAGUGGUAUGAUGAUGGCAUGAUCCAUACCUUGCCAAGAAAGGGUUCAAGUUGACAUUUUCAUCAUUGAAUUUUGCUUAGAACAAUUUUCAAACUAUGGUACCAUCUCUUAAGUUGAUUCUUGGUGCCUGAUUGUUUCUCUCUAAAUUUAAAAAAAAUCCUUAAUUUGGAGAACUUAGGAACUUCGAAAGUUAGAUGCAAAUAGUUUGUGUUGUGUUUUAGGUGUUUAAAAUAUUUUCAUAUUUGGGUAUUUCCGCACCCAAAUCAGUGAAGACUGGUGACCUUUUCUUUUC